Capronia coronata CBS 617.96 is the source of this 942-nucleotide messenger RNA. RefSeq names its product gluconate 5-dehydrogenase. Gene Ontology annotation, molecular function: oxidoreductase activity, acting on NAD(P)H, oxygen as acceptor. The transcript has a single exon. NCBI's taxonomy places the organism in Eukaryota, Fungi, Ascomycota, Eurotiomycetes, Chaetothyriales, Herpotrichiellaceae. The coding region runs from base 1 to 942 and encodes 313 amino acids. Gene Ontology annotation, cellular component: intracellular anatomical structure. The record is from RefSeq and is a predicted model, not a curated record.
AUGGGCGACGCGACCUCUCUCCCAGCGGCUCCUAUGGCCUCUGAGGACGAACGAGCAGCGCUCGCAUCAAGAACAAUUCCUACAAUGAGUCUCUCUACAGCCGAGAAUCCUCUCACGGCGCCGCUCCCGCCUGUAUCAUCGACAUCCCCGGCCGAACGCGCCGCUGCUCGAUUUCGCACGGAAGGAAGUGCCAUCCUAACCGGCGGCGCAGGGACUUUGGCACUAGCAUCAGCCCGCGCAUUACUUGAACACGGCAUCUCAGGUCUAACUCUCAUGGAUCUACCGUCUACCAUUGAGAGUUCGAAAUCCGAGAUUGCCACUCUACGAGCCGAGUUCCCUCAAGUGGGCAUCCACACAGUCCCUGUGGACGUCACUUCAGAGAGCGAGGUGGACGUCGCCUUCAACCAGGCCCGGGACCUGAUGGGUAGCAUCGACAUCCUAUGCUGUUUCGCCGGCAUUGUCGGCUGUGUGCAUUCUCUGUCCGCAACGGCGAACCAGUUCCGCAGAGUCGUCGACGUGAAUUUGACCGGUUCGUUUCUCUGCGCCCAAGCCGCUGCAAGGCACAUGGCCGAAGCGAAGAGCGGCGGCUCUAUCCUGUUCACGGCCUCCAUCUCCGCUCAUUCGACAAACUACCCGCAACCGCAGGCUGCAUACAAUGUGAGCAAGGCGGGCGUGGCGCAUCUGACACGCAACUUGGCUGCGGAAUGGGCUGUCCAUGGUAUCCGUGUGAACUCUGUCUCGCCGGGAUAUAUGGAUACGGUGCUCAAUGCGGGAGAUAAUCUGAAGCCUGUCCGCGAUAUUUGGGCGAGUCGGUGUCCGAUGGGGCGAAUGGGACAUAUUGAAGAGAUCACAGGGCCGGUAGUGCUCUUGAGCAGUAAGAGGGCGGGGAGGUAUAUUACCGGAGCUGAUUUGAUGGUCGAUGGCGGUGCAUUGUGUUUCUAG